AUGGAUUUGCUAUUAGAGGCAGAAAACAUAAUAAAUUCUGCAAGAGAUACAUCUGCUAAAGCUCUUUAUGCAGAAGAAAAGAAAUAUAUAACUUUGAGCCCGUUUAAAGAUAUUGUUCGUAAAUUACAGAUGGAAAAUAUCGAAAUUAAAUCUAAAAUCCAAGAAUUAACCGACGAAAAAGAAAUACCCUUAAGUGAAUAUAUCAAUACUAGACUAAAUAUCAUAAUACAGCAAUUAAAUCCGAAUAUUAUAAUUUCGCCAGAUAUUAACGUGACUAAAGAUCUAAUUGUAAAAGCAUUAAAGAACUACGAAACAACUAUACGAACUGAUAUGCUUGAUAUUAAAGAAGACAAUAAACACGUAAUCGAAAAGAUAUCUUCUGUUGGAAAAGUACCAGAAUUUAAGAAAAUCAAUCAAGAAACGACAUUAAACGAAAAGAUAGACGAAUCUUCCAAUCUACAAAGCGAACUUAAUACUAUCCAAGAAAAAUAUGAAAAAUUAUUAUCACAGAAUCAGCUAUUAAAGAAAGAGAUACAAAUAAUGAAUCAGCAUAUAAAGUCAUCAAAAUCUCGUCUAAAGACAAUAUCGGAUGUAGAAAAUACGAAAUCAUCAAAAUAUAAUUCCUCAAAAUCCGUAAUUAAGAACCUAACUAAGAGUAUAAGGAAGGUAGAAAAGAACAUUGAUCUAACUAAGCUUGUCCAACGAUACUCAGAUUCAAUACUCGAAAUCCCUAAGCCGAAGCUUGAAGAGCUUUCCCAGUUGCUUAAUGAGAUAGAAAACCUACAGCGUGUGAAUCAAGAAGUCCGAAACCAAAAAAUGGUUGCCAAAAUCAGCACAAUUCGGAUCACGCAAUCCGUAUCUAACCAAAAAAAUACUAGUUUUAGAUACAUUAUCUAA
Trichomonas vaginalis G3 is the source of this 897-nucleotide messenger RNA. RefSeq lists its product as uncharacterized. The transcript has a single exon. The record is from RefSeq and is a predicted model, not a curated record. Lineage: Eukaryota; Parabasalia; Trichomonadida; Trichomonadidae. Bases 1 to 897 code for a protein of 298 amino acids.